UCAGAGCUCGGUGCUAUUGUCGUUUUAUUGUUUGGCAGAUCUUAUACCAAUACUUAUACACAAAAUCAGCAUCGAGGAACAGUAUCAGUGCUUUGUUAUGUUUGUUUAGCAAGCUAAUGCUAAAACAGUGUAAAAAAUGAACGUUGUUCCGGGCACUGCCUCGCUUCUUGAGGAACUUGACAAAAAACUCAUGGUUUUACUGAGAGAUGGACGAACGUUAAUUGGCUAUCUUAGAAGCGUUGAUCAAUUUGCCAAUUUGGUUCUGCAUCGAACUAUUGAAAGGAUCCAUGUUGGUAAAGAAUAUGGUGAUAUCCCUCGAGGAGUUUUCAUUGUAAGAGGUGAAAAUGUGGUGCUAUUAGGAGAAAUCGACAAAGAUAAAGAAAAGAAUUUGCCUCUGUCGGAAGUCUCGGUUGACGAUAUUCUGGAUGCUCAAAGAAGAGAACAAGAGUUAAAGCAAGAUCAAGAAAGGCGCAUGAAUAAAGCAUUAAAGGAUCGUGGGCUGUCAUAUAUACCUGAUUUAGGUCAUGAUGAUAUGUUCUGACCAAUAUCAUUGUCGUGAUAAAAUUUGUUUUCAGCUUCCUAUGACUCACAUUAUCCUAGUGAUAACGAACUAUACAUUUUAUUUUUGAGUGUUUUAUAAAAAAUCAAAGCAUUUACUUUUACGAAAUCAUACUUAUCAAAGUACUGAGGUCCUGGGGACUCUAAAGCCUAUUUUUUUUUUAGAAAAAUUGUUAUUUGAAGUUUAGAAUACUUAAAGAUUAUUAAGAAACAUGCAAAUAAAGUGUAAAAAGCUAUUAAUACUAUUGACAAAACUUUUUAAAAUGUGAUUGCUCAGUAUAAUUUUUAUUUAAAAAAAAAAACAUGUAAAUAUGAGUAAUUUUUGUAUUUUUCAAUAAUAAUUGAUAAAAUUGUAGAAAGUGUA
Nasonia vitripennis (jewel wasp) is the source of this 922-nucleotide messenger RNA. It is a transcript of the gene LSm1, whose product is annotated as U6 snRNA-associated Sm-like protein LSm1. The coding region runs from base 137 to 541 and encodes 134 amino acids. Gene Ontology annotation, biological process: deadenylation-dependent decapping of nuclear-transcribed mRNA. Lineage: Eukaryota; Metazoa; Arthropoda; Insecta; Hymenoptera; Pteromalidae. Gene Ontology annotation, cellular component: P-body; Lsm1-7-Pat1 complex. The transcript is spliced from 3 exons. The record is from RefSeq and is a predicted model, not a curated record. Gene Ontology annotation, molecular function: RNA cap binding.